GUGUGGUGAUGUUGAGAGUGUCGGUCAGAAUUUUCGCUCCUUUUUCAGAGAGAUUUCGGCUAGUAUUUACGUAAUUCUCGCGACAAAAAGAUAUAAAAUUACACAAUUAACACUUCAUUAUAAACUACUACAAUGAAAAAUUGCCGUCAUAUCCUGUAAAUGACUGGAAAUCUGUAAAUCCCGCAGUGCUGACCGAUGUGCGAUUGGAUUGUCUGAUAUCGAUCGAUAUUAUUUUGACGGCAAGUUACAUUCCUAACCUACAAACAUACACAGAACAGUGUUUAGGUCUGAAGGAUCUACAUUUUCCCGAAAAUCUUUCUAAUAUUACAUUAAACGACUCUCUUCAGUGAUGUAGUGAUUUUUAGUGACGUAACAAGUGUCUAGUGAAAGUAAUUACGGUUGGGCGUUGACGGGAAAAAUGGAGAAGAAGACCAUAAAGCCUCCUCGCUUUACCACUACCUCCCGGAAUGACCGGGUGGCUCAGAUGACCAAGCAGGAGGAAAUAAUUGCCAAGAAAAAGAGGGAGCUGGUUGAAAAGCAACGUACAGCGGAAUUGGCCAAGGCUAUAGCGGCGGCCACGAAUGAGGGUAACAAGAGCACGGAUACUACAGAGACAAGCACAUCUGCCACUCCUCGGAAUUCAUUCAAUAACGAUGGCUCUUUCCUCGAGAAUUUCAAAAAGAUCACGCAAGCGGCAAAUGCCACAACUGCGCUGAACACAAAGGGCUCUGAUGAGGCUCUGGGGACACAGUUGGAUGACAGUCGUCAUCCAACUUCGGGUAGUUGCGAGGAUUCCGGUUCACAUGAGAGGGAGGAGAAAUUUGAGAGGAGACAGAGAAAAGAGUCUCCAUACAGGAGCGAAUAUGCUAUGAUGCAGAGCCAAGCUGUGGCUCAGGAGCGUCGUGAAAUGGCUCAGUCCCAAUCGUUUUCCUUGCAGAUUCCUCCUCCGCCACCCCCCACCUGUUCCAGUUUCCCACCUAUCACGGCUCCCGUCUCUGUUUCUAAUGCAAAGUCUCCGCCACCCUUCUUCAAUCCUAACAUUCCUCCCCCUGGCGUUCUUCUGUCCACACCUCCACCCACUCCCGUUGCACCACCGGCUUUCCCACCACCCCUCCUGCACACUAUCCCUCCGCCAGCACCGUUGGUGCUCAAUGAGAUUCCCGCCCCGAAGGCGCUCGAUCUGAACGCCAUUCCCAAGCCUGAGCUCAAUCUGGAUGUCAUCAAAGUGCCUGAAUUUGUAGCGGCUCCGCCGCCACCGCCUCCACCACCGCUGCCGCAAUUUCUCACAGUUUUUUCAGACAAUGAAAUUAUUCCGACAACCAUAGACACGUUAGUCGUAAUGGUAGCCGAAAAUGGCGAUGCCUAUGAAGAUAAAAUACGUUCACGAAAAAAUGAUGUUCAUUCAUCACUGUGGUUUCUCUUCGACACACAGUCGGAAGCAUACCAGAAUUAUAGGCGGAAGGUGGUUGAAGUGCGCUCGGGGCGGAUGAAGGAAGUGGCGUUCAAGGAGUCCGACAAGUACGAUCCAGAAGAGGUGUGCAACGAUUACGAGGACGAGGAGGCGCUCAAGGAGCGCGAGCGCGCUGAGGAGGCUGAGGAAUAUCUUGAAUACCACAGACGCUUCACGGAAAUGUUCAAGCACCAAGAUGAUGAGGAGGAUGCCCAUGAUUCGGAUUCCGAGUAUCGACGGGAGGUGAAGGAGAGGAGUUUUAACAACAUGAAGCGUCGUAGUGCUGUCAAUUACGAUGAUACAGACUCCACGGAGUCGGAACAGAGUGGUCAGAGUGGAGGAUUUAUGGACUCGCGAGAUUUCCAGUCCAUGGACAGGGCGGCUGAAUUGAAGGGAGAGUCAUCGGCUUCUUCAUCGUCGCGAAGGCGCAAGAGAAGUCGCUGGGGUGAGAAGGUGGAGGAGUCAAAGGUGCCUUCGCCACCAGAGAGCCAGAGCAAACCCAGUCUAAGCACUGUGAGCAGGAGCAAUCCGGCACUUCUGCAGUAUGCACUACAGAACUUUGGCACGACUAAUCUUAGUGAGGAGGACUGGAAGAAGGCAGAAGAUCAUUACAAAAUUAAUCUACUUUAUCAAGAUAUGCUAAAGAAGCGACAAGAGAUUGAUAGACUGGCGAAGAAGGGCCAGUUCAAGUAUGAAUACGAUUCCGAUGAGGACAUCACAGGUGGAACGUGGGAACACAAGCUGAGAAUGGCAGAGAUGGACGCCACAAAGGCGUGGGCUGAAGCGCUCACGAAGCAGUCAGAGGGACGUCAUCAUAUCGGUGACUUCUUGCCGCCGGAAGAACUCAGAAAGUUCAUGGAGAAAUACAAUGCUAAGAAGAACAAUCGAGAGCCAGAUAUGAGUGACUACAAGGAGUACAAAUUGAAGGAGGAUAAUAUCGGUUUCCAAAUGCUGCAGAAGUUGGGUUGGAAGGAGGGUACAGGAUUGGGAGCGGAGGGUCGCACUGGAAUUGUCGAUCCAAUUAACAAAGCGUCCCAAAGGGAAAUGAACCAGGGACUGGGUGCCAAUUCCAAUGCCACUCCACCCGAGGAAGAGAAUGAGUACGAAGCCUACAGGCGACGAAUGAUGUUGGCCUAUCGAUUUCGGCCAAAUCCACUGAAUAACCCACGAAGAGCUUACUACUGAAUUUUUGCGUGCUCAACAUCACAAGAAACUCUCGAAGGAAUUGAGCUGUCGGGAGUUUUUGGAGGAUUUGACAGUAAUGAAUGGCAUAAUAAACACGAAAAAGUGCACUAAAAGCUACUAGGUAAUCUAUAGGUUUCCUGAUACAUAAUAUCCUAACAUAUUUGCAUAUUUUAUUGGAAAAAAAUAAAGAAGGGCGUGAA
Molecule: messenger RNA, 2835 nt
Organism: Phlebotomus argentipes
Lineage: Eukaryota; Metazoa; Arthropoda; Insecta; Diptera; Psychodidae
Product: SURP and G-patch domain-containing protein 1
Exons: 8
Coding region: 419-2635 (738 amino acids)
Biological process (GO): RNA processing
Cellular component (GO): nucleoplasm
Molecular function (GO): RNA binding
Source: RefSeq, a predicted model, not a curated record